AUGGGCCGAGCCCGCAAGCCCUCCCCUCUCAAGCCGGUGUCCCGCGGACCGUACAAGCCGUCCGACGGCCGGCUGGUAACCAAUGGCGCCAUCUACGCCGUGGCCGGCAAGCCCGUCGCCUUCCCCCUGAUCAUGGGCAUCAACACCGAUGCCGCCGAGCGCUGGAACCCCAAGCACCUCGUCUUCCACCUGGCCGUGCACCAGGCGGGCGGGCGCGGCGCGCGCGUGCCCGACCACGAGCGGGACCAGCUCGUGUCGUGGCCGAACGAGGACGAGGAGGACGAUAAGGCCAACGUCCUCGCCGCCACCGCCGCCGCCGCUCGGGACCCCUUCGCGGCCAGGACGCACGGCGACGCGCGCCUGCUCAAGGUGCACUCACGCACGCGCACCAUGGGUCGCACGACGCACCACCCGCACUACUACUUCGAGGUCGGCGGCUUCGCCAUGACGCGCCCGGGCGUCUACCGCCUCGCCGUCGAGGUGCGCGAGUCGCUCGACGUCGUCGGCCGCGUCCCGCCGCGCGCCUCGUACCGCGCCAAGCACGACAUUGUCGUCGUCGCCGCCGGCGAGGAGAGCGAGAACUCGGCCGAGGAUGCCGAGAUAUUUGGGGAGUACUGCAAGUCGGAGAUGCACUUCUUUGAGAAUCUGCAUGGCCGUUACACCCACGAGACGCUUGAGAAGAUGAAGCUCGAGGACAAGAAGAUUAACUCCGAGGACGAGGAGAUCAAGUCGGAAGACGAGGAUAUCAAGUCGGAAGACGAGGAGCUCACGUCUGAGGACGAGGAUAUCAAGCGCGAGGACGACAAGAUCUACCCGCAGGAUAUGCAGAUGGCUCAUGGUUACCAGAUGUACCUGAACACUCAGAACAUCCAGCCCGAGGACGACAAGACCAAGCUCGAGAAGAAGAAGAAGAGCGAGAAGCUCAAUCGCAAGUAUAUCAAGUAUCUCGAGGAUCGUGUGGCCAGGCUCGAGAAUGAAAAGAUGGAUCUCGACGAUCAACACAUCAAGCGCGAGGACCUCCUGGAUCCGAAGAUCAAGUUGGAGAAGGAGUAG
Gaeumannomyces tritici R3-111a-1 is the source of this 1053-nucleotide messenger RNA. RefSeq lists its product as hypothetical. Lineage: Eukaryota; Fungi; Ascomycota; Sordariomycetes; Magnaporthales; Magnaporthaceae. Bases 1 to 1053 code for a protein of 350 amino acids. The transcript has 2 exons. The record is from RefSeq and is a predicted model, not a curated record.